This is a messenger RNA of Rhineura floridana, 7121 nucleotides long. RefSeq names its product polycystin 2 like 1, transient receptor potential cation channel (gene PKD2L1). Bases 1687 to 4248 code for a protein of 853 amino acids. Gene Ontology annotation, biological process: detection of mechanical stimulus; potassium ion transmembrane transport. The transcript is spliced from 17 exons. Gene Ontology annotation, cellular component: membrane. Gene Ontology annotation, molecular function: sodium channel activity; calcium channel activity; calcium ion binding. The record is from RefSeq and is a predicted model, not a curated record. NCBI's taxonomy places the organism in Eukaryota, Metazoa, Chordata, Lepidosauria, Squamata, Rhineuridae.
AAUCUGGCAACGGAAUUGGAGGAGAGCGCUCGACGCCCUCGGCUAGGCUAUCCAUGCACUCAUUCGCGGGUGACGGACAUAAACAGUCUAAAAUCGAGAAUGAAGAAGCGUCCCCUUACCUCUUCCUGGGCUAAUUGGGCAGGCAUCGGAAGAGGUCUCGUUCUGCUCGAAGCUAUUUCUCGGGAGAUCUGGCGGAUGCUCUCUGCGCUUUUAAUGGCCAGCGAGGCUCACUCUCUCCUCUCCCUCUCAGCUAACAAGCGUUCGGCUGCCGCUGCUCGGAUGAUCCGCGGUUGCCGCUGCCGGUGGGAGCGAAGCGCUGCCGCUGCAACUCGAGCGAUCCUUCGCUCGUGUGGGUCGGACUCAACACCCGUCGUCUGCCUUUUCGGGAGCCUUUCGCCAAGUUGACCAUUUGACACGAGCGGUUCUUAUCGGAUAAUCUGGUUCCACAGCCGGGAGCCAGUCAGCACGAGGGAACACAUUGUCACAGCAAAGGGAUGACAUCAGUGGGAGGUGGUCACUCUCCGUGCGAUUGCCAACAGUACAACUAUAUACUGAGCUCCAAAGGUCAGAAGAUACAAUGAGAAAAUCUAUGACAGAUGCUCCCGAUCCAGAGAGCCCAAGCGCUUAAAGCUUCGAACAGGCAGUCCUCCCCAGGAAGAUGGGUGUGGAUGGACUUGGUGGAGGAGGAGAGCCAGAAGGUAUUUUUCUAAUCGGAACAUUCAGGAAGAACCUUCCAGAAGACCUAUUGCUGUGGGUGCGUGAUGAUCCUUUCUACCUCUGGAGCAAAGCUUUCCCACAUGUCCUUUCAUGAGGGAGGAGACAAAAGACUGCAGCUAUAUGUGCCCUUAUAGAUAAACAUCCACAGUGCUAAGGCUUCACACAUACCCUGUUGGGGAAUUUCUUCAGUGCAGAUACCCACUUAGAGCGCUGAGCAUCUGUCUUCGUGCAACACUGCCAUUUCCACACAGCUAAUCCUAAACCUAAAUUUGUUGUUUGAUUCUGGACAGUUUAUGAUCCUGUAAUUGCCUUGUGUGAAUUUCAUAUGGUUGCUGGUGCUAGUACCAGCAUCUGCUCCGUUGGUAGCAAAUGCUGCCAAUUCAUAGGGCAAAAGUUGCCAUUUUGAAUCUAGGAGUUCUUAAAGGCCCUAGUUCAAAGAUUAGCCUCAGAAAACAAGUCUAAAAUUUGAUUUACAAACCUCAAAUGCUCUCUUAGUGCAGCUCUAUUUAAAAACCAGCCCUUAGGGUUUGGGGAUCUGCCAGGUGCCACUCACCAGUGCUAUCUGCAACUCAAGGUGUCCAAUGAACACCCUGCCUUUUCUUUCCCUCCCUUCUUCCCUGGAAGCUGGGCCACAAGAGCCAAUAUCUGAACAAUUUUCUCUCCUCACCCACCCAAGCCACGCUGGUUUUCAGGACCGUCAUCUGCAGAGAAGAAGAGAUCCUCCCCUGGGUGUAGCUACGCUCACCAAAGAAUAGAGCUUACGCUGCUCCAACAGUGGUCUGUGCCUCCCUUCUGUUCCUGUCACCCAAUGAACUGGUAUAAAAGAAAGAGGCCAUUGAGCAGCAGAGUGCAGAACAGACCAAUGUUCCUGCUAUUGCUGACCUGCCUGUUUUACACAUUUGUGCUCUUCUGUACAAAUUGGCCUCAGCAACUGAAUUCAAAAGACACUUCUGCUUAGUCUAUAUAGCCAUGAGCUCUUCCCACCUGAACAACCGAGCUGAAAGCCAUUUCCAAGCACAAGAAGAGCAUGAACUGGAAGCUCUGGGGAAGAAGGCUUGGGACAACCCCGUUUAUAAUGGAUCACCUUCCUCCUCGCUGAAAAUCCAGGCGAUCUACAAUCCCAAAUCCAUCCUGGAAAACCCCUAUGAGAAUAUUGAGAAACUGACUGACUCCCUGCCUUACCAGAAGGAGAGAGAAAAGGCUGAGAAUGAGGUGAUGGUGAUGAAGAAGAAGCCCUUCCCUGAAUGCUGCUUCUAUAUUUUCAAAGGCAUCCGAGGACUUUGGGGCACAACACUAACUGAAAACACAGCUGAGAACCGAGAGCUUUAUGUAAAGACCACUCUGCGUGAACUGUUGGUCUACAUUGUAUUCUUGGUGGAUAUCUGUUUAUUAACCUACGGGAUGACAAGUUCAAAUGCCUAUUACUACACCAAAGUGAUGUCUGAACUCUUCUUGGAAACUCCAUCAGACAACGGUCUCUCCUUCCAGACAAUUGGAAGCAUGGCUGACUUUUGGGGAUAUACACAAGGCCCUUUAUUGGACAGCUUGUAUUGGACCAAAUGGUACAACAAUGAGUCUCUAGGUCACACCACUCAGUCGUAUAUCUAUUAUGAGAACUUGCUGCUUGGUGUCCCACGAAUGCGCCAACUGAAGGUCCAGAACAACUCAUGUGUGGUGCAUGAUGACUUCAAGGAAGACAUUUUUGGUUGUUAUGAUGUUUACAGUGAGGACAAAGAGGACAGGUCCCCCUUCGGACUUUUCAAUGGAACAGCGUGGCAGUAUCACACAGAGGAAGAACUUCACGGUUCCUCUCACUGGGGCAGAUUAACGAGUUACAGUGGAGGAGGAUAUUACAUAGAUCUUCAAAUGACCCGGGAGGAAAGCACUAGAGCUCUUCAAGUCUUGAAAGAGAAUUUGUGGCUGAAUCGGGGAACUCGUGUGGUUUUUAUUGACUUUUCUGUGUAUAAUGCCAAUAUCAAUCUCUUCUGUGUGCUCAGGUUGGUGGUUGAAUUCCCAGCCACUGGUGGUGCCAUCCCCUCUUGGCAGAUCCGCACAGUAAAGCUCCUCCGGUAUGUCAGCACUUGGGAUUUCUUCAUCGUCUCUUGUGAAAUUGUCUUCUGCGUCUUCAUCUUCUACUACGUUGUGGAAGAGAUCUUGGAACUGCGCAUUCACAGGCUCCAUUACUUCACCAGCAUCUGGAACAUCUUGGAUAUAGUUGUCAUAUUGCUUUCUAUUGUAGCCAUUGGAUUCCACAUCUUUCGCACCAUUGAAGUCAACAGGCUGAUGGGGCAGCUGCUGAGAAGCCCCAGCAUCUAUGCAGACUUUGAGUUCCUGGCUUUUUGGCAGACCCAGUACAACAACAUGAAUGCUGUAAACUUAUUCUUUGCCUGGAUCAAGAUAUUCAAAUACAUUAGCUUUAAUAAAACAAUGACACAGCUCUCCUCCACAUUAGCCCGGUGUGCCAAGGACAUCCUGGGCUUUGCCAUCAUGUUCUUCAUUGUCUUCUUUGCCUAUGCACAACUGGGCUACCUUCUUUUUGGGACCCAAGUGGAAAACUUCAGCACCUUUGUGAAAUGCAUAUUCACCCAGUUUCGAAUAAUUCUUGGUGACUUUGACUACAAUGCCAUUGACAAUGCCAACAGGAUCUUGGGGCCUAUAUAUUUUGUCACCUAUGUCUUCUUUGUCUUCUUUGUGCUGUUGAACAUGUUCCUGGCUAUUAUCAAUGACACCUAUUCUGAAGUCAAAGAGGAACUUUCAAACCAGAAGAAUGAACUGCAGCUCUCGGACAUCCUGAAACAGGGCUAUAACAGAACACUAAUGAAGCUGAAGCUGAAAAAAGACCGGAUCUCUGAUGUGCAAAAAGCUUUGCAGAAAGGGACCAAGGAGCUAGAAUUUGAGGAUUUUAAGAACAGCUUGAGAGAACUUGGCCAUGCUGAGCAUGAGAUCACAGCAGCCUUUGCAAAGUUUGAUAAAGAUGGUAACCAGAUUCUUGAUGAGGAGGAACAGAAGAAAAUGCGGAAUGACUUGGAGGAAAAGAGAGUCGCUUUGAAUGCAGAAAUUGAGAACUUGGGAAAAUCCUUCAGGGACAACAAUUUAGAAGGCACAUUUGCUCUUGCAGAUGCAAAGAACAAUCAAGCAAACAAAUCUAGCUUGGUAUCUGAAGAAGAAUUCCAAAUACUCCUGCAACGGGUUUUGCAGUUGGAACAUUCCAUUGGCAGUGUCAUAUCCAAGAUGGAAGCUUUGGUGAUCAAGCUGGAGGGCCUGGAGAGAAGCAAAUUAAAGAACAGAAACCCAAUGAGCAAGCUUCUUGACAACAUGAGCAAAGAAGAACAGCUCAGCCAAGCAAGUCUGGUUCCUCAGAACAUUGAGUGGGUCACCAAGGAAGAAGGUGGAUCGGAGGUGCAGGAGAACAACGUCGGUGUAAACUCUUUGAGUACCAGCAAUGCUAUCUACCCUGUCCUGCCCAAGACAGAGCUACCAGGCUCUCAGAUGCCCAAGAACAUCCUGCUGCAGUCUAAUAUGGACUUCUAGCACAUUUCUGAACACACUGGUACUUCAAAAACAAUUCAGCUUCUGCUAUGGUACUACUCCUAGACUAGCCAGGGAAAAGACUAGGCAUGACUAAUUGUGCUUUUUAAUCCCAUGGUUUCACACUUUACAAAAAGCAGCCUCAGGGGCCCCAAUCCAGAUCAGAACGGUGGAAUGAGGAAAAGUUUAAGAUGUUGUUGUUGUUGUUGUUGUUAUUAAAUUUUAUUUAUACCCUGCCUUUCAGCCAAAGGCCCUCAAGGUGGCUUACAAAGACAAAUAAAUACAAUAUAAAAAUACAAUAAGAGCAAUAUAAUUUACAAAAAUUAAAUAACAAAUAACAUUAUAAUAACAAAUAAAAUUAAAUAACAACCAACCUUAUCGUUAUCGGCACCGCCAAGAAAGAGAAGGUGGUGUUAGCGGGGGCGGCAGCUCCCGAGAGGCAGGAGGGCGACACAGUUCCUUCACACAAUUUUCUUGCUGAAAAUAGUCCCUCGUCUCAUUUUUCACCCUAAGUAUUUAUUUAUUAUUUAUGUAUUUUUUUAAAAAAUGAGGCAAAUACAAGCUAAGAGGGAGAGGAUGAUUUUCGGUGGCUAAAUGGUGUAGGAGGCAGAAUACGUGGGGUUGCCCUUGAAAACAGUCCGGAAAUUACAGCUGGUACAAAAUACGGUGGCUCGUCUACUUACGAACACCCGCCGUUAUGAUCAUAUUACCCCAGUGCUGUACAAUCUACACUGGCUUCCAGUUAUUUUCCGGGCUCAAUUCAAGGUGUUGGUAUUAACCUAUAAAUCUCUGUACGGUUUCGGCCCAGUAUACCUGAUGGAGCGCCUCCAACGUCAUAAAUUGUGCUGCCCUACAAGAUCUGCCACUCAGGGCCUCCUCUCAGUCCCGUCAACUAAAGUGAUUGGGUUGGUGAGGACUCGGGAGAGGGCCUUCUCUGUGGCGGCCCCCACGAUUUGGAACUCCCUCCCAAUAGAUCUUCGACAUGUCCCUUCCUUAUAUAUAUUUCGCCGAGGCCUGAAGACUUGGCUUUUCCAUCAGGCCUUUAUGAACUUGAGACUUCUAAGGUGAACUAGCUUCAGAAUUGUAUUACUGACAACUCUACUAAAUAUUGUAAUUUUGCAUUGUGCUGUACUGGUUAUAUUGUUUUUAUUGUAUCAUAUUUUACCAUGUAUUUUAUCGUGCUUUAUUGUACGCCGCCUAGAGUGGCCAUUGGCCAGAUAGGCGGCCUAUAAAUUAAAGUUUAUUAUUAUUUAUUAAUAACCCUCCCUUCUUCACACAGUGCAAGCCAGAUCUGGAUAGGGGACCUUGUGGUCAGUCCCAAGCAUGAGAUUCAAAAAUGCAAUUAAAGUCGCAUCUAAUUUGCCCCCAGAAGAGAUAAAAGACAAGUGCAACCGCCAGGCUUUAUCUGUUAGGCUACAUGUGAUCAGCUGUAAUGGAAAAUGACAGAUAUAGCCUCUGGGUAUUGGGGAUGGGAUUUCAGAUCUGAAUCCAAAUUUUGCAACUGGCUUCUGUAUGUUUCAAAUUGACCCAAAUCCUGACCAGAUCUAAAGCUCCUGAGGAAGUCUGGAAGUUGUUGCCAUUUGCAAAAAAUUAUUUUUCUACACGGAUUUCACUUCAGUGCAGGAAAAUCAUGCCCACACUAUAGAUUGUAAUAAAUAUAACUGAGUGGUAUUUUUUCUGGAUGCUGUAAAAAUAAAAUAUUUGUAACAUCUAUUUGAAAGACUAAUCAAAUCAGACAUUUAUGCGAGGCAAGGUAGAAUGUACACAUGGCAAGAUUGGUAUCUGUGUAUUUAUCAUAUAUUGACCACUUCCACAUGACCAGUUUACUGAACAUUCAUCCUGAUUUGUUUGUACAAAGCUUGUGGGGAGAUUAGAUGGUGUUGGCUGUUAUGGAGCAUUUAUCCUAAUUUAUUUUCAAGGAAGUUAUACCAGGUUUUUAUCCCACACUUUCCAGGAAUUUCCCCAUCAUUUUUCUUAUUGCAAAAAGUCCAGUUUUGGGGGGAGGCAGGUUUGUUGCACAAUAGCACCAAAUCAAAUCAACUUUAAUUGCACAAUCUGUAUUUUCUGGUACGUGACUGAAUCAUACAUGGAAGCAGUGAUAAUCUGGAAGCGCCCAGGGUUUGCUACAUGUUCAUGGGGUACAAAUCUGCUGCUUCAGAUGGAAGCUGUAAAUGCUUUUAUGUCUAUUAAACAUGUUCUGCUUGGCUAUUCCUUUAAAUAGAUGUUGAAGAUAUUUUAACUUACAAUUCCAAAUGUUGUUUUGUGUCUCUCUCCCAGCAGAGCCCAAAGCCAUAUGCAAGGCUAUGCCACUGCACCCCAGAGCUGGACUUAUUGCUAUCACUUCCCAUGUCAUUUCCCUGUGUCCCACCAACCCCUCUCUAACCCCUACGUGACCCCCAAUGCAAAGCCCAUUUGCCUUGUUCUUGUCUUGGGGGUGUUUUGCUUGUGAAUGCCGCCAUCAGCUUUGUGUACAUCUGCUGUCUGCUCAGACCCACACAACUCCACUCAGUCAUGUUUUGGACAUAGCCUCUGUCAUGCAUACAAACCAAUACAUGCAUCUCUAUGAUGCUUAUGAUGCUUGAUGAAUAGAUUAGAUAUCAUCUGUCACGUCUUCCCAUCCCUGCAAUGGUUGCUCUUGUGUGAUGCAUAAUGAUUGUCACUCCAGGCUAGGGUAGCAAUAAUGCUACAAACCAUUUCCUAUAUAGCUAUUGCUAUGCAGUGCAGUCACCUACUGUAUUUUCCACUGUGACCUCUUGUAUCCCUGUAAUCAUAUUAUGCUUCUAGUUAUAAGGCAUAAUGUAACUUGAAAAGAAUAAAGUAUUUUUCAGGGAACAAUAUGUGCACACCUUCCUUCUUCCCCCCCCCCCCGGAAUGUU